This is a messenger RNA of Danaus plexippus (monarch butterfly), 1808 nucleotides long. RefSeq names its product pre-piRNA 3'-exonuclease trimmer-like. Gene Ontology annotation, molecular function: poly(A)-specific ribonuclease activity; RNA binding. The transcript is spliced from 12 exons. Gene Ontology annotation, biological process: nuclear-transcribed mRNA poly(A) tail shortening. NCBI's taxonomy places the organism in Eukaryota, Metazoa, Arthropoda, Insecta, Lepidoptera, Nymphalidae. The record is from RefSeq and is a predicted model, not a curated record. Gene Ontology annotation, cellular component: cytoplasm; endoplasmic reticulum. Bases 46 to 1635 code for a protein of 529 amino acids.
CAUUCAAAAUUGCAGAAAGUUGAUGUCUAUUUUUGCGGCGAAAUAAUGGAUAUAACGAAUAAAAACUUUAAUCAAGAAUUUGAUAGCAUAAUCAAAUGUUUGAAAAAGUCUUGUUUCAUUGGCUUUGACGCAGAAUUUACCGCUAUAUUAUCGGGAGAAUGUUUUAAAUAUAGAUUGUUCGAUACUAAUAAAGAAAGAUAUGACCGAAUGAAGGAUGAAGUCUGUAAGAUGAUAAUGAGUCAAGUUGGUCUAACAAUGUUUCAGUAUGAUCGGGAUAAUGACAGAUAUAUCUCCCAUACCUACACAUUCCACCUCUGUCCCCAAGUGUUUGGUGAUAUCAAUCAGUCCUUUACAUUCCAAGCAUCAGCCAUUAGAUUCCUUUGUCAGCACAAUUUUGAUUAUAACAAGUUUACAUAUGAUGGUCUCCCCUAUAUGAGUCGAUCCGAAGAAGCUCAUAUAAAGAAACAGCUGAAGGAAAAAACACUUCUUAAUAAUCUGAUACAAGCAAUGGAAAUGAAUGAUGAGAGGAAACUUCAAAGCUACUGUUCCGAAGUCGCUAAAUGGCUCGUAAAUAGUACUGAUGACACACUAUACCUGGAUAUUGACAAUCCCAUCAUGAGAUACAUAGUGCACUGUGAAUUGAGGAAUCGCUUCCCAGAGGUCCUGACGACUGAUAGCUUAGGUAAUAGUCAUAAGGUCCUGAUAUAUAGAAAUGGUGACGUAGAUGGCGCCACCAGCGCUUCUAUGUCAACACUAGAAGGAAACCUAAUGAGUUACGUCCUAGGUUUCUCACAAAUCAUAGAGCUUCUAGAGGAAUACAAGAAACCAAUCAUCGGCCACAACAUGUUCCUAGACACAUUAUUACUACACAGCCAAUUCAUAGGUCCGGUGCCUAAAAGAUAUUCUGCAUUUAAGAAGAAUAUUAACAACCUAUUUCCUAAUAUAUAUGACACCAAGUACAUCUCACAUGAAAUGGGCAGGAAGCUGACACUCGAUGAAGUAUGGAAGUCUAAUGCACUGCAAGAUUUAUAUGAAUUCUUCUAUGAGGGUAAAUGUAAGAAGUUGCAGAAGGGUUUAAGUCAAAUAAAACUGAAUAUUCCAUUUGAUGUGAAACAAUCAUAUCACGAGGCCGGUUGGGAUUCAUAUUGCUCAGGUUACUGCUUCAUCCGCCUGGGCGAGUGGUCGUCCACAGAUCACCGGGGUACAGCUCGCCCAGCAUCCCCCAAUGAAAUAAUCUCAUCACUCUCAUCAUACUGCAACAAGGUCAACGUCAUACGAUCCGCUGUGGCUUAUAUGAAUCUCAUUGACGAGGACCCACCAAGCCACAGACCAGAGCUACUUCACAUUAGAUCUUUGAGGGAACCAGCAAUACGUAUGAGCCAGGUGUCGUCUCUACUGUCUGGUUUCGGUGCUUUGGAUAUAAAGCCUUACGGAGCAAGAACCGCUUUGAUAGCGGCUGGAACACAUCACACUGCCAACAAAUUAUUACGACACUUCAAUCACCACGAGGACUAUAGGAUCACUCCGUUCAAGCCCUUCCGACACUCACCAACGGGUCGCCUCGCAAUUUGGGGAGGUGCAUUAAUCACGGGUACCAUUGUCAUAUACUUCAUACAUAAAAAAGUCAACAAGUAAAUAUGCCUCGAUGGAACGACGAUUGUAAAUCAAAUAUAAUUUUGUUUCCUCAAGCGUUAAAUCAUUUAAAUGUUUGUAAAUUUUUUUGUAAAUACAUUAAGUGAAGCCUUAGUAAUAAGUAUACAUGGUGUUCAGUGUUAUAUAGCAAUAAAUCGUAAACUACCUCCAUCGAA